AUAUCCCUUUUCAACCCCCUCCCUGUCGUCUGCCUUCCGUUCUAGACCCCUCCUUCUCCCCUCCCCAAACCAGACCAAGCAAGAGCAACCAUGGCCCCGAUUGGCGUGGGCAGCACCCUCCCCGACGGCCAGCUCGCGUGGUUCGACGAGAACGACCAGAUGCAGCAGGUCUCCAUCCACUCGUUGGCCGCCGGCAAGAAGGUCAUCCUCUUCGGCGUCCCCGGUGCCUUCACCCCCACCUGCAGCAAUCAGCAUGUACCAGGCUUCAUUACUCAGGCCGAGGAGCUCAAAGCCAAGGGUGUAGAUGAGAUCCUGCUUGUCAGCGUUAAUGACCCCUUUGUCAUGAAAGCAUGGGCGAAGACAUACCCAGAUAACAAGCAUGUGAAGUUCCUUGCUGAUGGAGCGGCUGCAUACACAAAAGCACUUGGUCUUGAGCUUGAUCUUACAGAGAAAGGAUUGGGUCUUCGUUCGAGGCGGUUUGCUCUCCUUGCUGACGACCUCAAGGUCACCGUCGCAAACGUCGAGGAAGGUGGCCAGUUCACAAUCUCUGGUGCCGAGGAGAUCCUCAAGGCACUGUAGGGGCUUCAGCGCUUCGGAAUCGCAGCGAUCACCCAAACCUUGUGUCAUGUCGAUGUAGUUUGAACUUGUCUGCCAAACUGCUAGUGGGAAUAAAUUGUCGAUGUGCAUUUCUUCAUGUACUUUAUGUGCGGUGCAAGUGACUUAAGAGUUUUCCAGUCAUUGUUGGUUGCGUUGCAAACAUUCUGAGAUUGUUGAAGGAAAAUGGUGUGGGUGGUAUUUGUGUGAAUCGUCAUUACCUUGUGAAAUCAACAGGCAAGUGUUUUUUUCA
Messenger RNA from Triticum dicoccoides, 847 nucleotides. Its product is annotated as peroxiredoxin-2C-like. Gene Ontology annotation, biological process: cell redox homeostasis; cellular response to oxidative stress; hydrogen peroxide catabolic process. Gene Ontology annotation, molecular function: thioredoxin peroxidase activity. The record is from RefSeq and is a predicted model, not a curated record. The transcript has 3 exons. Lineage: Eukaryota; Viridiplantae; Streptophyta; Magnoliopsida; Poales; Poaceae. Bases 91 to 579 code for a protein of 162 amino acids. Gene Ontology annotation, cellular component: cytoplasm.